This is a messenger RNA of Solanum dulcamara, 2079 nucleotides long. RefSeq lists its product as uncharacterized. The transcript is spliced from 2 exons. NCBI's taxonomy places the organism in Eukaryota, Viridiplantae, Streptophyta, Magnoliopsida, Solanales, Solanaceae. The record is from RefSeq and is a predicted model, not a curated record. The coding region runs from base 1270 to 1725 and encodes 151 amino acids.
UUCAUUUCAAUAGUGUAAAUAAAAUACAUUAAAAAGAGCUAAGGAAAAGGACAAUCUUGAGAUUUGGCUGCUGCAGUGCACCAGAGUCUUAAUUUCAGCUCAAAUUUCUCCCAAAGUCCUCUUUUCUUAUUCAAAAAAAUUCAUGUCAUCUCUGUCUACCUAUAAAGUGAAAAAAAAAACCCGAACCCCUCAUGUUUACUUUUUCUUCUUUUCUUUCUUCUUCAUGUCUUGACUAGUAUUUAGUACUUUGUUCCUUUUUAUGUAAUGGUGUCAAAAUCUUGAAAAGCUCAUAAAACUACUAUAACUGUCUUGCUAAUUUCUUGAGUUUCUUGAAAAAAGUAAAGAGUAAAAAAAAAGAUGAUUUUUCUUGGUUUUUGACCACUUUUAGUUCUUGUUUUGUUUUGGUAAGUGGUGUCAAAAUCUCAUAUAACCACCAUAACUGUCUUUCCAAUGUCUUGAGCUUCUUGAAAAAAGAAAAGAGUAUAAAAGACAUGAUCUUGUUUCUUGACAUUUUUAGUUAUUGUUUUGGUAAAUAUUAAUGGUGUCAAAAUCUUGAAAAGAUCAUAAAACUACCAUCAAGUGUCUUCCCAAAUUGUUGAAAAAUAAAAGAGGACAUAAUUUUUUUUUUUUUUUUUAAAACUCUUUUAGUGCUGCAUUUUGUUAAUUAUAGGGGUGUCAAAAUCUUGAAAAGCUCAUAAAACUACCACAACUUCCUCCCAAUUUUUUGAUUUUCUUGAAAAAAGAAGAGUUAAAAAGACUUGAUCUUGGCUAGGUUUUGAACAUUUUUAGUUCUUUGUUUGGUAAUUAUAAUACGAUAAAUUAUCUUCCCAUUAUCUUGAAAAAGGAAGAGUUAGAAAGACUUGAUCUUGGUUGCUAUAUGACAUUUUUAAUCCUUGGUGAGGUAAUUGUAAUACCAUAACUAUCUUCCCAAUUUCUUGGUUUCUUGGGGAAAAAAAAGAGUAAAAAAAGACUUGAUUUUGAUUUGUUUUUGACAUUUUAAGUUCUUGGUUGAAACUUUGUGGAGCAGAGGGGUCCAUUUGACAAUCUGAGCCAUAUAUAAGGCUUCCCAGGUCAUUCUGCCAAAAAAGAGAGUGAAAAAGAUAAGAUCUUGGUUGCUAUUUGACAUUUUUGGUUCUUGAUUUGGCAAUUAUAAUACCUUUAGUGUCUUCCCAGUUUCUUUGGAAAAAAAAGAAAGAAAGAGUGUAAAAAGACAUCAUUUUGAUUGGUUUUUGACCUUUUUUGGGUUCUUGAUUUUGGUUUAAAAAAAGAAUGGGAGAAGAAGAGGGGUGGGGUUGGCCACCAUCACCAAGUGGAUCACCAAUGUACAUAACAAAAGAUGAUCAUUGGACUCAUUUUGACAAUUCUGUUAAUGCUGUUUCUUUUGGUUUUGUUGCCACUGCCAUUCUUAUUUCUAUGUUCCUUGUCAUGGCCAUUUUUGAGAGGUUUCUCAGACCCAAUUCACCGGCUUUAUCGACAUCUGGUGGCCGGAAUCUUGGUGACAUUGAGUCUCAGAUGAGCUUCAAUGGAAAACUUGGAUAUCAAACACCCAAAGUGUCAACGAAGGCUCGAGAAGUUUCUGUGUUGAUGCCAGGAGAAGAUGUCCCUACUUUUAUUGCCAAUCCUGCUCCCGUACCCUGUCCUCCUGAACGCUAUCCAUGGCCUCCCCAUCAACAACAUACCUUACCCGGUUUCUUGAACUCGGACUCAUCAAAUGCACAAUCCUAGCUAGCUCAAUUUGAAGCCAACAAACAUUGAAAAUACCAAAUUGAUGGAGUUCACCAAUUGGUUUUUUUGCCCCUCUCCUUGGCUCCUUAAUUUAAUGUACGUAGCAUUUAGGCAUUGAAAUUUUCUAGCUCAGCUGGUGGCCUCUGUCUUCAAGACGAUCCGUCUGGCUAAUAUGAAUGAAUAUUAUGUUAAUAGAGUAAGUUGUUCUUUUAAGUCAUGUCAUUGUUUUCUAUUAUUUUUUAAAAUUUUGGAUCCAAAACUUUGGGAAGGAAAUAGCAAGAGAAGCUUUAGCUUGUGCUCAACUUAGGUAUUAUCUUGGAGAUUUUCCAAAAAUUGUUGUUAUACGUUUCGUCU